AUGGCAAUUGCCCUCCCCGAUGGUCGUCAGCUGAAGGUCCGGCCCGAGCCGCGGGACAAAGUCAACAGCCCUGAGGCCUCCAGCAACCAUGACACUCACCAUGAUCUGAACGACAAGACCGGUGUGGCUUCAAACUCACCGAGAAGUUCGCCGUCCUCCAUGACCCCGUCUUCCCUCAUUACGGCCAUCCACACUCUCUUCACCACCUUGCCCUCUCUCCCCCUCAGCAAUCCCAUUUGGACCCUCCUCGAACACGUCUACCGCCUUCCAAACCCCCCUCCGCCACGAGUCCGGGACCCAUUCCGCCCCAUGCGCAUCAUCUGCGUCGGCUUUCCCCGCACCGGCACCGAGUCGCUCGCCCAAGCUCUCUCCCACCUCGGGUAUUCGCACGUUUACCACGGCUGGGACAUUGUUUACGACCCUUCCGAUCUCUGUUACUCUCCCGGUUGGGUAAGACUGGCGAGGAAGAAGUUCUACCCUGUUCCCGGUGACCACUCCCAGUCCCAGCCGGUGAUAAUGAGAACGGACUUUGAGGAGUUUCUGGGCCAUUGCCAGGCCGUGACAGAUGCGCCGGCUUCCGUGUUUGCUGCAGAGUUGAUUGCUGCUUACCCCGAAGCCAAGGUGGUGUUGAAUAUGCGAAGGGACGAAGACAAAUGGCAGGAGUCGUUGGUGAAGACAAUCAUCAGGGCGAAUGAGAGUUGGGGGUUUUGGAUUGCGGGUUGGUUGGAUCGGGAGUGUUUCUGGGCGUGGCAUGUGUAUGAACGGUUUCUGUGGCCGUCACUGUUUAGAUGUGUUGGUGGUUACGGGGAGUUGGGCAGAGUGGUGAGAGGGGGAGGAGGGAUGUGGGUUUGGAGAGAUCAUUGCAACAUGAUCCGAGGACUAGUUCCGCCCGACAGAUUGCUGGAGUGGUAUAUCGAAGACGGCUGGGGACCGCUCUGCCAGUUCCUUGGCAAGGAAAUACCAGACAUGUCCUUUCCUCAUGCCAAUGCGGCUGCUGGUGGUUGGAAAGCAAGAGAAGAGCAAUGUAACAAGCGGUGGGUGGAGAGGGCCUUUAUCAACUUGUUGUUCCUCAUUCUCGUGGGGGGCCUCAACUCUUUGGUCUUGUUUGCCUGGUGGUGGUGGUGGUGGUGA
Molecule: messenger RNA, 1131 nt
Organism: Neurospora crassa OR74A
Lineage: Eukaryota; Fungi; Ascomycota; Sordariomycetes; Sordariales; Sordariaceae
Exons: 2
Coding region: 1-1131 (376 amino acids)
Source: RefSeq, a predicted model, not a curated record